AUGCCAUCCUACACAUCUGUCCACCUCAAGGAGAGGCCGCAGGAUGCUAUCAUCGCAGGCAAGACCUUCGAGACAAAGCAGCAAUCGGUGCCUUCAGCAGGCGACCUCCAGAACGGCGAGGUCCUCUUCCAGACGCUCUACCUGAGUUUAGAUCCCGCCAUGCGCGGCUGGCUGAACCCCACGCGAUCCUACAUCCCGCCCGUCAAGAUCGGUGCUGUGAUGCGCGGCAGCGGUAUCGGUCUGAUUGUUGCGUCGAAGAGUAAGAAGUUCCCCGUGGGCACGUACGCGAGUGGCAUGUGCGGGUGGUCCGAGUAUGCAGUCCUGAACGAGAAGGACGUUGAGCUCCUGGAUCUGCCACAUGGUGCUGUGCCGACAGACGCGCUGGGUUGCUUGGGUAUGACCGGCUUGACGGCGUACUUCGGUAUCAUGGAGGUCGGUCAGGUCAAGGCUGGUGACUUCGUUGUGGUGUCUGGCGCCGCUGGCGCAACAGGCAGCGUUGUUGGCCAGAUUGCAAAGCUGAAGGGCGCGAAGGUGCUUGGUCUUGCUGGUGAGGACAGCAAGGUGUCUUGGCUGAAGGAAGAGCUAGGUUUCGAUGAGGCACUGAACUACAAAGACCCACAGUUCAAGGACAAGUUCAGGGCAGCAACGAAGGGUCUCAUCGACGUCUACUUUGACAACGUCGGUGGAGAGAUCCUCGAUAUGGCACUCGCACGGGCAAAGCCGUUCGCCCGCUUCGUAAUGUGUGGUGCUAUCAGCGAGUACAACAAGAAGAAGCCUCAAGGUCCUACAAACUACCUCAUGAUCAUCUCCAUGCGCAUCCGCAUGCAGGGCUUUGUUGUUUUUGAUUACGCGGACAAGUAUGCUGCUGCGAGAAAAGAGCUCGCUCAAUGGCUGUCGGAGGGCAAGUUGAAGAGGAAAGAGACAGUCAUCAAAGGCGGUAUCUCGCAAGCAGAGAGUGCGCUAGUAGGGCUGUUCGAGGGCAAGAACACAGGCAAGCAAUUUCUAUUCGAAUCAAGUUCCAAUACUGACUUCCACAGGAAAAACCAUGGUCGAGGUUGCGAAGCCUGAGGAGGUAAAGUCCAAACUAUGA
Ascochyta rabiei is the source of this 1090-nucleotide messenger RNA. RefSeq lists its product as uncharacterized. Lineage: Eukaryota; Fungi; Ascomycota; Dothideomycetes; Pleosporales; Didymellaceae. Gene Ontology annotation, molecular function: oxidoreductase activity, acting on the CH-CH group of donors, NAD or NADP as acceptor. The transcript is spliced from 2 exons. Bases 1 to 1068 code for a protein of 355 amino acids. The record is from RefSeq and is a predicted model, not a curated record.